AUGUUUGAUUUCCAGGACGAAGAGCAGGACACCAUUGAACAGGAUUCUCCAAGUAACAAAGAAGAUGAAAAGGAUGAUGAAGAGACACAUCAAAAAGGUUAUCUGGAAAGGAUGUAUGGUAUACUUCGUGAUUUUUGUCGGAAACACAAAACCACCCUUCGAUACAUCAUCUGGGGCAUCUUAUUAGCAGGUUACCUGGCUAUGGUGAUCGCCGCGUGUGUGCUCAACUUUCACAGAGCCCUUCUUCUCUUCGUGAUCACCGUGGCUGCCAUCUUCUUUGUGGUCUGGGAUCACUUCAUGGCCAAAUAUGAGCCUCGAAUCGAAGAGUUCCUGUCUCCAGGCAGAAGGCUUCUGGACAGCCAUUGGUUCUGGCUGAAGUGGGUGAUUUGGAGCUCACUGGUGCUGGGAUUUAUUCUCUGGCUGACCUUUGACACCGCCAAACUGGGCCAACAGCAGCUGGUGUCCUUCGGUGGGCUCCUAACGUAUGUCAUCCUGCUGUUUCUAUUUUCCAAGCACCCAACCAAAGUUAACUGGAGGCCUGUCUUUUGGGGAAUUGGGUUACAGUUUCUUCUUGGGCUCUUAAUACUAAAGACCAACCCUGGAUUUAUGGCUUUUCAGUGGUUGGCAGAACAAGUUAAGACCUUCUUGGAGUACACGGAUGCUGGGGCUGCAUUUGUCUUUGGGGAGAACUACGCAGACCACUUCUUUGUAUUUAAGUACCUGCCAAUUGUGGUUUUCUUCCACACCGUCGUGUCCAUGCUCUUCUACCUCGGAUGGAUGCAGUGGAUCAUUAGAAAGGUUGGAUGGGUCAUGCUGGUUAUUAUUGGAUCAUCUCCUAUUGAAUCUGUAGUUGCUGCUGGCAAUAUAUUCCUCUCAUAUACGGUGGCUCCACUGCUGGUCCAACCGUAUUUACAAGACACCACCAGGUCUGAACUCCAUGCAAUCAUGACUGCUGGGUUCUCUACCAUUGCUGGAUAUGUCUUCAGCCUAUACAGUUUUUAUGGGAUUUCAUCCACCCACUUGUUAACUGCUUCACUUAUGUCAGCACCCGCGUCAUUGGCUGCGGCUAAACUCUUUUGGCCUGAGACAGAAACACCUAAAAUAACCGUGGAGAAUGCCAUGAAAAUGGAAAUUGGAGAUUCGAGGAAUCUCCUAGAAGCUGCAUCACAGGGAGCAUCCUCAUCCAUCUCCCUGGUGGCACGCAUCGCUGUGAGUCUGAUUACCUUCCUGGCCCUGUUGUCUUUUGUGGAUGCAGCCCUGUCCUGGUUUGGAAACAUGUUUGACUACCCACAACUGAGUUUCGAGAUAAUAUGCUCCUACAUCUUCAUGCCCUUUUCCUUCAUGAUGGGAGUGGACUGGCAAGACAGCUUCAUGGUUGCCAAACUCAUAGGUUAUAAAACAUUCUUUGCUUCAUUUCUGUCCUAUGAGCGCCUCUCAGAAUUGGUGUAUUUAAGGGAAGAGGCUGGACCCAAAUUUGUGAAUGGUGUGCAGCAGUAUAUGUCAAUUCGUUCUGAGACAAUUGCCACUUAUGCUCUCUGUGACUUUGCCAAUGUCCUUUCCCUAGGAAUAGCGAUCAGUGUACUCAGUAAGUGA
Molecule: messenger RNA, 1593 nt
Organism: Ceratotherium simum simum (southern white rhinoceros)
Lineage: Eukaryota; Metazoa; Chordata; Mammalia; Perissodactyla; Rhinocerotidae
Product: solute carrier family 28 member 3-like
Biological process (GO): pyrimidine nucleoside transport; purine nucleoside transmembrane transport
Cellular component (GO): plasma membrane
Molecular function (GO): pyrimidine- and adenosine-specific:sodium symporter activity; purine-specific nucleoside:sodium symporter activity
Source: RefSeq, a predicted model, not a curated record